GGGGCAUCGCGCAGCGCACGUGUGGCCAGAGAUGGGUAGGAAGAGAUCUGGGCGGAUCUCCUCCUCCUCCUCCACUCCAAAUCUUCCCGCCUCUUCUUCCUCUGCGGUUGGAGAUGCAUUUGCGCGGCUGUGCUUGAAUGAUCGCUUGGCGCGCAGGUCUGAUUUGGCGGGAGAUGAGAGUUCUUCCCGCCGGUGUGUACAUGGCGGGUCCUCGACAAGUUUUGGCGGGCUUUUUUCGUCGCAAUUAGGUCAUGCUGCCACGUGUCGAUCUUCGUCGUCCGUAGCGAUGGCGGUUGAUACCUCCUCCAGGGCGAUGGGUGAUUCUAGGUUGACGACACUGACCGCAUGUGGUGCUGCUGGACAUAACGAGAUCAGCUUGCCGCCCAUUUCUUCCUCUUCAAUCUCCGCUGAUGGGGAUGAAGAGAGCACGAAUGAGAACAUAGUAAUAAUUGAACUAACGAAGAAAAAGAGGGCAACGGAAAAGGAAAUGGAACAGAUCGAGAGCCGCAAUGGGAAGGCAAACGUAAGGACUAUGACGAAGGGGAAAACGCGGGAAGAGCAAUCUGGAGAAGCGGCGGCCUCCUCCUCCUCCUCCUUGCCUCGUGAUGGGAUGGGGGCGGCGAUGGCGGCGAAAAACGGCGGCGAGGUCGCUUCCGCCAGUGGUGCAAAUGACGGUCAUGUGGGGGAGAGGGAGAGGGAGGAGGAGGAGGAAGAAGAGGUAGACAGACGAUCUGCACAGGGUGAAAGAACUGUCGAGGAGGAGGAAAAGGAGGAGGAGGAGGAGGAGGAGGAGGAGGAGGAGGAGGAGGAGGAGAGAUCGGCUAGAGGGAGGCGAGGGGGGAAGGUGGGAACGGAUGGUCAAAGAACGAAGUUAAAAGGGAAUGGAGGAAGAGAGAAAGGGAUGUCGAAGCGAAAGGAGAAGCAGCUGAAGAAGGAGAUGGAGGCGAAGGAGAGGAAGGCGCAAAUUUUUAACGAUUUUUAUGAGGAAGUGUAUGGGCCGGAGCGAUGGCCAUCUCUUCUUGCGGCCAUGAAAUCCCCUCAGCGUCAUUGCUGUUUGAUCAACGGCUACGCGACGUCAGAGGGUGCGGCGGAGCAUCUGGCUAUGGUAACCUCUCCAGAGAGAAUCUCCUUCGUCGAUCUGAUCUGCUAUUCGUCAUUGGAACGGUUUCCUCACCCAUCGAAGGAUUCACGGAACUGUGCGACGUAUUAUCUUCUGGAUGCGGCGUCUGUAAUGGCCGCACAGGCGCUGGCGGUCGAAGCGAACGACCACGUGCUGGACCUGUGUGCGGCACCGGGCGGCAAGACGGUCGCCAUCUUGCAGAAACUCUCCCUCCAAUCGGGUGGCCAUCUGACGGCUAACGAGAUUUCCCAAUCUCGACGCCGACGGCUGCGCCAGGUGAUUAUCGACUAUCUUCCUCCAGAGCUCCGGCAGUAUAUACAGAUAACCGGCCAGGAUGGAACGAUGUGGAAUCACGUUGAUCAGUACGACAAGGUGCUUUUGGAUGCCCCUUGCUCGUCAGAAAGGCAUCUGUUGCAAGAUGAGAUGGAGUUUCUUCAAUGGACCCCCAAGAGGACGCGGAACUGCGCAGUCCGGCAGUACGCGCUUCUUUGCGCGGCAGUCCGUAGUGUGAAAGAAGAUGGCGGUCGUGUGGUCUACUCCACGUGCUCUAUAAGCCCCAAGGAAAAUGAUGAUGUCAUCGAGAAGUACUUGCGGAAAGGUAAGAUCAAGGUGGAGGUGGAAGAGAAGCAGCACUGGCCGAUCGGAGAGAAGACGAAGUAUGGAUGGAUCGUCCUUCCAGACAUUGCGGACAAUUGGGGACCCAUCUACUUUGCUGUCCUGCGGAGAGUGGUGUUCGCUGCUCCUGGGAGUGGAGGUGGAGUGGCCGAUGGCCAUCCCAGCCAUCAUCAUUGUGAUGGGAGCAGUGGUGAGGAUAAUGGCUUCGAUGACCUGAACAGCAAUAAUGACAGCGAUCAUAAUCGAGGGUGAUUGAGGAUGAUAGUUAAUUACGGCAGCCAUAAAUGAGGUUGCCUGCUGUUGAUGAGUUUGGCAAAAUCUAGCUGCAGAACUC
This is a messenger RNA of Chara braunii, 2069 nucleotides long. The record is from the annotation of a GenBank genome assembly. NCBI's taxonomy places the organism in Eukaryota, Viridiplantae, Streptophyta, Charophyceae, Charales, Characeae.